GGAUUUGCAUGACACUUUCUCAUGUUAAAAUGUCUCUCGUUGUCCUCCAGAACCUGGCAAGGUGGUAUCCGGCGGAGAUGUGAGGGCGAAAGUGAUGGAAGCGGCCAACCUAACGUGCCACAUAUACGGCUAUCCAUUGUCCCAAUUUACUUGGUUGAAAGGGAACGAUUCAGAGAGCAGCGAACACUUGAAGGAUCUCACCAUCGUCGCGCAAAUAAACGAGACCUAUGCCAUCUUGAUUCUAGAGUUCACGAGUCUGGCGCGCAAGGACAACGGCACGUAUGUGUGUCAAGCGAACGAUUACAAUGGGGUGGUGAGCGCCUCGACGCAUCUAUUCGUCAUCGACGUGCCGAAAGUCAGCAUAGAUUUUAUGAAGGCGGUCGGGGCCGGCAGUAUAUUUCUAAACUGGACUGUCAACGACGGUAACGAACCGAUUAAGAAAUACUUCAUCCAGCACAUGAAGAAGGGUACGGAUCAACGGCAGUACUAUGCCGAGCAGAUUGGCGGCGGUAAUUCGAGUUACGUUCUCAAGGGAUUCGAGAGCGGCACCGCGUAUCAAAUCGGCAUUAGCGCUACCAAUGCGGUAGGCGCGUCGUACAUGCAAUUAGAUCCGCGGUGGAUUACUACGCUUGAGAAAGAUCCAGUAUUUGUGCCGAAAGUUUCCGUGAAUGGUGUGACGGAAAAUUCGAUUACGAUAGGCUGGACCGUACCGCCGCCGGAUUUGAAAGAACACGUGCACUAUUAUAAUCUGAUGGCCACUCACGCUGAUCAGAAAAGAGAAGCGGUGUAUCCCGCCCAGCCAUUCACUGUGUACGCCUUCGUGGAUCUUGAUCCGGCGACUACGUACAAAUUUAAGAUAGCUGCCUGUAGCGAAUACACGAAACAAUGCGGCAAUUGGAGUGUUGAAGUGAACGGCACCACUUUGGAUGGAGUGGCCAGUCCUCCGAAGAAUCUCGUCGUUAUUUGUCGCUACAACAAUAUAAGCAGCUUCAGUUUUAUGUCCAUUACGUGGAAACCUCCCGAGAAGCCGAACGGUAUUAUACAACGCUACAAUAUACAACUGAGCGGCGUAGCGACAUUCAAAAAUGAUAUGGGACGUCUGGACAUUCAAAACUUUGAACCACCCAGUUGGAGUGUCUAUAACAGAAACAGCACACAUUACAAUAAGAUACCUCCCAAUACAAAUUAUACGGUUCGGGUGCACGGAGUGACGAGGUCUCGUACUCCUGGUAAGGACGCCAUAGGAAACUGCACGACGCCGGUCGCGAUUCCAAGUCGCGAUAACAUGAAUAUGCGUAGUUGGCGAAAGAUCGAGAGUCAGGGCAGGCAAUUGUUCAAGCUUUAUCUACCGCGCAUUUCCGAACGGAAUGGCCCGAUUUGUUGCUAUCGUGUCUACUUGGUGAAACUGCCGCCGCACAAGACAGUCGGCGAUCUGCCGCCACCUGAGGAAAUCGCGGUGUACUCCUAUCAUUAUGUGCACAAUUCGCCUACUGGUGGUGCAUAUGUUGCCGAGACGUUUGAUAGCGAUCAACUGUUGACCGAGAUCUUUCUCGGCGACGGCGAGUCGUCCAGCGGCGGUACGAUGUGCGACAAGUGUGUCGGCUUACGACCCAAAUCAGCACCACCGUUAUUGCACUUUGUUCCGGAAAUUUUGUCGACGACCACUUCAACCCCCAACAACACGAGCAGUACCGUUACGAGUACGACAACAACCACAUCGAUGCCUACGACAACUGUGAACGGUACUGGUAGCAGCACGACUCUUAGCUCAUUCACAUCAAUGACAACCACUAUUAGUACCAUCGCGAACAUUGACACAACUACGGCCGUACCUGUGAUUAUUAAUGUUACGGAAAAAAUGGAGAGACGGAAGAGAGAAGACGCACCUUUGCAAAAGGCGUCCGUGGACGGAUCUAGCGAAUUUGGCAUCUUAUCGCCUUACGACGGUUUCCUCGAUGAAACGUCAAAUUAUACCGGUUUCAUCGAAGUUAUCGUGUUCGGUAAUCAGAAGGAUGAGCUUUUACCGGCUUAUAGCAGUUACUUCAAUCCUCUUUAUGGCGGAGUAGAUCCUCUCAGCGUAACCGCCGCGGAGGCGACUACUAUCAGAGAAAUGAUAAUACAGCUCUUUAUCGCCCUAAUUUUAACUCUCACGAUUCUCUUUAUUGCGCUGUGUGUGUUAUAUAGAUUUACGAAGCGAGCACAAGAGAGGGAAGAAGUUAUAACGUUACGCAAUAGUUUCAGACAUCUUUGUAGAAGCCUGAGAGGGAGGCAUCAGCUCGUGGCGGCAAGUCCGCCGGAUAUGCCACCCAUACCAAAGAACGAGCUAUUACAGGCAUACUUGGACCGCCAUCGGGAUUCAGAUUACGGUUUCCAACACGAGUUUGAGUUGUUACCUGACCGAUUUACGGACAGAACGACGCGUGCGUCCGAAGCGCAGGAAAACCUCUAUAAAAAUCGUUAUCCAGACAUCAAGUGUUACGAUCAGACGAGAGUACGCCUAGCGCAGAUAGAUGGUAUCUGCGGUUCCGAUUACAUCAAUGCCAACUUCGUGCUGGGCUACAAAGAACGCAAAAAGUUUAUCUGCGCCCAGGGUCCGAUGGAAAACACCGUGUGCGAUUACUGGCGCAUGAUUUGGGAGCAACAUCUUGAACUGAUACUCAUGCUGACGAAUCUCGAGGAGUACUCAAAGACCAAGUGUGCCAAGUAUUGGCCUGACAAGCGCGAGACCAAGAACUUCGGCGACAUCACGGUGGAGCACGUCAAGGAGCGCGCCUAUUCAGAUUAUGUGGUGCGCGAAUUGAAGAUGACGCGAUUAGGCGAACGCGACUCCCGUGCAAUUGUGCAGUAUCACUUCCUCGUAUGGAAGGACUUUGUUGCGCCUGAGCAUCCCCACGCGAUUCUACGCUUCAUUAAACGCGUCAACGAGGCAUAUUCGCUCGAGAAGGGACCUAUCCUGGUGCACUGUAGCGCCGGUGUGGGCCGCACCGGUACACUCGUGGCGUUGGACUCGCUAUUGCAGCAACUAGCUGAGGAAGGUCAGGUGUCCAUCUUCAAUACCGUAUGCGACUUGCGACAUCAGCGUAACUUCCUCGUGCAGUCACUUAAGCAAUACAUCUUUAUUUAUCGCGCGCUCAUGGAGAUGGCGCAGUACGGUGACACGGAGAUCCCGGCAUCGCAACUCAAGACUACAGUCGCCAAACUCAGGCAACGAGACAAUGGGAAAGAGAAAUGCAGAAUGGAGGAAGAGUACGACAAAAUCAGUUCCGUUUUGGAAGAUCGGAAGUCCUUCUCCGUUGGUGGCGGAGACGAAAAUAGAUCGAAAAACAGAAGUGAAUUGGUGAUACCGUAUGAUAGAAAUCGUGUAAUACUCACCCCGGUUCCGGGAAGGGAACACUCGACGUACAUAAACGCGUCAUUUAUCGAAGGCUACGAUAAUUCCGAGUCGUUCGUGAUUACGCAAGAUCCACUGGAGAUCACCAUCACGGAUUUCUGGCGAAUGAUUUCAGAACAAUGCAUCUCUACGAUAGUUAUGUUAUCUGACUUGAACGAAGGACCACGGAAAUGUCCACGCUAUUGGCCCGACGACGAGACCGAUUACGAUCACAUAAGGGUCCGUUACAUUCACAGCGAGAGCUGUCCGUACUAUACACGUCGUGAAUUUUGCAUUUUGAACACGAAGACUGACGAGAGCGGAGUCGUGAAACAGUAUCAGUAUCAUGGUUGGCCCACGGUGGAGGGCGAAGUACCUGAGGUGACGCGCGGUCUCAUCGAGCUGGUGGAUCAGACGUUGACGAACGACACCGAGACGAGCGGCUCGCUGGUCGUGCAUUGCAGCUAUGGGUCGGACCGGAGUUCUAUGUUUGUGGCGCUUAGUAUACUGGUUCAGCAGCUGCGCACCGAAAAGCGCGUGGACAUCUUCACCACGACGAAGAAACUGCGUUCUCAGCGACACGGCAUGAUCAACACCUUUGCGCAAUAUGAAUUUCUUCAUCGUGCCAUCGUGAAUUACUCGGAUCUUCACAAUUUAGCCGAUGAUGAACCAGUAUCAUAAUGCUUGAAAAGUAGCACGAGCGAGACUAAAUUGUUCUAAAUAUCGUUUGGGCGGACAUGUGCGUGAAGAAGUUUCGUGAUGAGUGUCCGAGGAUCCACGAACGUUCGAACGAGCAUACAUCGCCCCAACCAAAGAUGAAUAAACAUCGAUAAAAUAUCAUUGCUAUCAUCGUCAUCAUUACUAUCAUCAUCGUCAUCAAGAUAAUCGGAUCGAGAUGCACAACGCGGAUUUAGAAACUACUUGUACAUAAUAUAUCCGCAGAUUUUACAUGUGUUGAUCAUAAGCUAACUGUGGGAGAACAGCAUUGACUGGAAAUUAACUAAAAAUCGACUCGUCGUGGUAUUAUUACGUGGAUUUCCGACAUCGUUGGUGAAAGAAUCACAAAGUGCAGUGCGUGACAUUGUCACUGAAACCGUUGCAGAAGCUUAUUUUUAUCGGUAAUUUAAUGAUCAAGCCAGAACGUAAUAUAUCCACUAUGCGACAAAGUUUUAAUAUCGAAAUCCGACGUCGAGCGUAUAGGAAUGCUCGUGUCGGUGCUCUCCGUAUGACUGUACAGCGAAGGACUUACGCAAGAAGGGACGAGUGUACCCUUGUAUAGGUAUGAUAUAUAUAUAUAUUCAUUCUUCUGACAAGUAUAUGAGGCGCGGGUUAUGACUCAGAACCGCUUCGCUCUUGCGAAUCGCAAUUAAAGCUGAAUGUAACGAAGGGAUUUCGACACCACGAUUUCUCGCACAACCCGUGAAUCAAUCACGAAGAUUUCUUCGAGGUUCCCAUUAAUGUUAUCUUGGCGUUUGUUGUAGAACGUUUCCGUUUCGAAACGACUGAAACGAAGAUGAAAUAAAUUAUCUUCGUCUAUGGCUUCGCCUCGGGAAGAAGCGUUUCCUGCAACGACGCGAGACAUCGCUCUUUUAUGAUCUGUCAUAAUGAUAAUAUUAGUGAUUAUGCGCGCAUUGCGUAUAUUUAUAUGUUUUUCAACAUUAUAUACGCGUUAAUAUCUCUCACGACGUAUUACGUGUAUCUCUUACGCGUGCGCUAAUUUCUCUUCUAAAA
Molecule: messenger RNA, 5101 nt
Organism: Pogonomyrmex barbatus (red harvester ant)
Lineage: Eukaryota; Metazoa; Arthropoda; Insecta; Hymenoptera; Formicidae
Gene: Ptp69D
Product: Protein tyrosine phosphatase 69D
Biological process (GO): protein dephosphorylation
Molecular function (GO): protein tyrosine phosphatase activity; protein binding
Source: RefSeq, a predicted model, not a curated record